AUGGACUUGUCCAUCGAUGUCCUCUCAAGCUGUAAAAUACGUGUUUUACUUAUCCCUGUCUCACCCAUUAAGCGUUCUACAUUUCAUAAAUAUGUUGACUUAUUCAAACAUUUUCAUCUCAUUCGUCUUGGAGAUGUAACUCCUGACUUGAAAAAGGGUGCCAACGCCAUGUUUAGUAGUCAGGUCUUUCAAGAAGGCCAAAUGCACUUUGAAUUCCUGACACAUUGGACUCGUGAUCAUGCUGAAUUAGAAGAUUUUCAACCUCAUCGUCGUAUUUUUGGUGUCAUUGGCAUUAUGGAUUGUCAAGAAUGGAAGGAUCUAAAUGAAGGAUAUAAACAGUUUGAGCAGAAUUUGGACAAAUACCCAACUGCGAUUGCAAAUCGUUGCUUUGCUUUUGAUCCAUCAGAAACACAAGAAGAUAAUACAAAAGGUCUUAUCAUGAUACCUAAUGUUGGAAACAUGUCAUUUUAUAUGAGUACAAUGAUAUGUGAUUUUGCUAGUGAGAUAUUAGAACAGUUUACAGUGAUUGCAAAAGAUAUCGAGAAUUUACAAGUAUUAGAAUCUCCUUUACCAUCAAGGAUUUCAAAACAAUACAAACAGGAAGGGAACCAAAGUAAAACAUCAAAAAUAUUCUCUUUACAACCACAACGUCUACAUCGUCAUCAAUCAUCAUCUUCAUCCGCUACAUCUACUACAGGUGAAAGUAUGAGGACUAUAAAAAGAACACCAGGAAGAAUUAGAAAAUUAUUAGGUGAUUUUUAUCUUUUGGCAGGUCGUUUACCUGAUGCAAUUAACCAUUAUGAUCAUGCUAUUGAAACGACUAAAGUAACUUCUGAUUACUUAUGGUUAGCCAGUGCAAUGGAAGGGUUAAUAUGUGCAACUCUAUUAUUAGAAUUUUUACAAAUAGAUAUUGGUCAUAUAGUUUCUCGAAAAUUAAUUGUAUCAGAGGGAAAUACAACAGUUUCAUCAUCAACUACAGGGAAUAUAGCCUUUAUCAUGGAUCAGUAUUUAACUAUCCUUCGAAAUUAUGCUUCUGUAGGUAUAACGGCAAGUUUCCCAGUACCUGAUAUCGUCUAUAUUGAAGCAUGUCUUAAAAUUUCACGGCUUUUAACAACUGUCUAUUUAAAUCAUGGAUGGGAUCAAAGUACCUUCAAUUUAUUAAUUCAGGGUAAAUUAACAAAAGAUAAAAACAUUACUUUAUCAUUUCUUGAAAAUACUCGAUACAGUAAACUAUGUGGGAUUACAAGAUAUCAAAUUUCAGAAUUUGUUACAAAAGUUUGGAAUGUUCAUAUUCAUGAAUUGCCUUUAUUCAAUCAAAUUCAUAUUAUAACAUCUAUGGCUACUAUCUACACCAUCAUUGGAUAUCAUCGUAAAGCAGGUUAUUCAAUUCAUAAAGGCAUUGAACUCAUGUUACCUCUACUUGUACAACAGCGUCGAACUUCGAAACAAUACAAUGACGAUCAAGGUAUUCUAAAGUUACUUCCAAGGCUUUGUGAUAUAUAUGGUAUUGGUGGUCAACAACAAGGAGGAAGAUCGGUUGGUUGGCCAGAGAUACAGAUGAGUAUCCUCCAACAAUCUAUAUCAGUUUCAGAGGCUUAUCUUGAUCAUCAUUCACGACUUUAUUACACCACAGUACUCUUAAAGCAACUCUAUCGUUUCAUACCAAAGGCAGAACAAAUCCGAUUAGCAACAAUAGUUCAACAAGUGACGUUAAUGACUAAUCAGAAAGACACGGAUAUCAUGAAGAUCAAUUAUUGGGAUGUCAAUCUUGUCUCUCGUAUUGAAGUCAAGAAACCCAUUUCAAGAAAGGCAGUAUACAAGUAUAAUGAUACAAUCUUGGAUAUUAAAAAGACUACUCAGGAUCCAUUUAUUUAUAACCCCUUUACCACAAAGAAACCAAAUACAAAUAAUAAAACUUUAUUAGUAAAGGAUGAAGUCUCUGAAUUUGAUGUAACAUUGAUAAAUCCAUUUGGAUUUGAUUUAGAACUUCAAAGCAUCAUAUUAAGCACUCAGGGUAUAAAAUUCGAUGCAAUACCAAAUAUGAUAACCAUACCAGCCAAUACAACUAUUCCUAUCACACUCAUGGGAACUCCUUUAGAGACAGGAAAUCUAAUUAUUUGUGGAUGCUUUAUUCAAAUUAUUGGAUUUACAGAACAAGAGUUUCUAGUUACAAAGAAUACUACUACUAAUAAUGAUAAUCAGUUUAUUAAACUGAAGAAAAGAAAAAAAAUAGAAGAUAAAGAAGAAGAAGAAAAAUCAAAAAAGUUUUAUGAAUUGACGGUGAUUGAUGAACAGCCUUUAUUAAAGAUUAAAUCCACUUCACUGUUACAUGGUGCUGUUAUGCUUUAUGAAGGCGAAAUGACUCAUAUCAUGAUUGAGUUCGAGAAUAUUGGAAAUAUUCCAAUCGAUUAUAUGAAUCUAUCAUUUACAGACUCUACUAUGACCUUACGUACAAACUGUCAAUCAGAGGGACUUUCUCCUGAAGAUCAAUAUGAAUUAGAUUUGUAUACAACGGGAACACAUGUAUUUUCAUGGAAUCAAGAUGAAAAGGAAGCUUUCUUGUUACUGCCAGGUGAAAAAAAGACAAUCCAAGUCCAUGUUUAUGGGAAAAGAGGAUGUCAAGGAGGAACAAUUCAAGUGGAUUAUGGUUAUAUGAAACGUUAUCAAGGACUUGAAAAUACAAAUUCAUCUUUGUCUGUUUAUACUCGUCAACUUUAUUUAAACGUUUUAAUUACAGUCUAUCAAAGCUUGGAGCCUUUAAAAUGGGAUAUAGUCUAUUUAAGACAGGAUUUACCCGCAUCUGAGGAAGUCUAUGCUGUUCAACAACGACAAAUAACAAAAGCUGAAGAUCUUUUACUCGUGACAUGCAACAAUACAGAAGAUCAAGAUAGAAAUAAUUAUUGUUUAAUCACUUUAGAUGUCUUCAACCGAUGGACAAUUCCAUUUGAAAUUCAAUUUAGUAUAAAUAAUAAUGAUUCAAGUAAAGAAGACAAUCCAUUUUUAUACACAACCAUCAUUCAGCCUGAAUCAACGACAAGAAUUAUUUUACCGUUGAAAAGAUUCUACUUGCCUUUUGAAAUAUGCAGACAAGAGAUUCCUUCUUUUGAACCAUAUAAACAAUUUGUUGUGACUCAAGGACACUCCUUGAAUGAAGAACGCUUAGAAAGGUUUUGGUAUAGAGAAGAAUUAUUAAAACGGAUUAAAGCGACUUGGCAAUCCAGGUCAAGAACAGGUGAACUUAAUUUACGAACCUCAUUACGUUUAAACGAAAUACAGCUUGGUGUAUUAAAGAAGGAAGAUGUUGAGUUUAUAGUUGAUUUGAAGAGUAAAAACGACAAUCCAAUCAUAGUCAAGAAAUUGAAUCAUAGAAGGUUUGAAUGCUUAUGUAAUGAGUCAAUCAGAUUGACAAUCACCAUUAGAAAUAGACUAUGUUAG
Molecule: messenger RNA, 3435 nt
Organism: Cokeromyces recurvatus
Lineage: Eukaryota; Fungi; Mucoromycota; Mucoromycetes; Mucorales; Mucoraceae
Product: TRAPP II complex
Exons: 13
Coding region: 1-3435 (1144 amino acids)
Cellular component (GO): trans-Golgi network
Source: RefSeq, a predicted model, not a curated record